This is a messenger RNA of Nerophis lumbriciformis (worm pipefish), 1372 nucleotides long. RefSeq names its product insulin-like growth factor-binding protein 6. Gene Ontology annotation, biological process: regulation of insulin-like growth factor receptor signaling pathway. Gene Ontology annotation, molecular function: insulin-like growth factor II binding; insulin-like growth factor I binding; fibronectin binding. The record is from RefSeq and is a predicted model, not a curated record. Gene Ontology annotation, cellular component: extracellular region. NCBI's taxonomy places the organism in Eukaryota, Metazoa, Chordata, Actinopteri, Syngnathiformes, Syngnathidae.
UUGGCUCUUUAAAAGCUGCUGCCAGUGGUAUCUGUCAGCCUCAUUAUCACCAUUUCUUGGCUUGAGCAAAUUGCUAGCCACUUUUCAAAGCUGAGUGGGAAAUAAACCAAAGGAGGCUUCAUUCAGAGGUCCUCGGAGGCAUCAACAAAUCAAGCUCUUGGACAACUUUCAAGGAUGCGUUUAUGUCUGAAUGUGCUGGGGCUGCUUUUCCUGCAGGCAGGCCUCUCAAGCCCCAGGCCGCCAACUACGCCGUCCAGAGGAUGUCCUGGGUGCAAAGGGAAGCCUUCCCAAACGCUGGGAGAUUUAAACGUCACCACUCUGGCCCUGGGAGAGCCGUGUGGGGUCUACACUCUGAGCUGUGCCAGCGGCCUGCGUUGUGCACCUGCGCCAAGCGACCCCAGACCCCUCCGCGCCCUGCUGGAGGGCAGAGGGGUCUGCAGCAAUGUCAGCGUCAUCAGCUGGACGGAAAAUAGCCAGACUGCAGAUCCAGCACCAACUGAGGAUCCAGAGGAGGCCCCAUGUCGAAAGCUACUGACAACACUUAUUAGAAGCCUGGAUAGCUAUUUAUUCAAAUCACAUCAUGAUAUCUACAUGCCCAAUUGUGACAAACGUGGCUUUUUCAGAAAGAAGCAGUGUUGGUCCUCCCGAGGUAAAAAACACCGCGGUCGCUGCUGGUGUGUGGACGAGAGUGGCAUGCCAGUGACGUCAUAUAAACACAAGGACAGCCUGGCUUGUUGAUUAAUCUUGGAUUAAUGAGGGAAACAAAGACUGCAGCGUCGUUACCUUUGAGGGUUGAAGAAAGAGGACCUGAAGGAACUCUCCUCGUCUACUCCAUUAACCGGAUGCCGUUUCAGGAAGAAUUUGGAUUAUUUGCGCCCUCUAGUGAUUAUCCAGCGAACUGUUCUGAUCCAGAGUGAUAGGCACCUGUAAUAAUGUUAGGUACACCUGUACAAACCCAGUAUAAGUGGUGGCACCAACAUACAUGACCCACAAAAUAUGUCUAAAUAAUUGGAAACUGACAAAUCAAUAUGUUUUGUAUUGGUUGCCGUGGUAACUGUUUGAAAUUGGAAGGUUUUUCUUAGAACUUCAUUGAUCAAUAUAAGCAACACAUUUGCAUUAUACAAGACAGUAACAGCAAGUUAGUAUUGGAUCUCAUUGCUGGUGUAAUUGCUAUCUGUUGUGUAUUUUUUUUUCUGAAUAUUGAAUCAUUUAAUACAAAAAGUUGUUAAAUGUCUUUGGUUUGUGGAUUGUUUGCAUAUAUAAUUUUCUAUAGCAUUUUUACACAAAACUAUAUUUUUACACCUCUGUAAUUGUGUAAGUGUACUAUGACUUUUUAUUUAUGUUCCCAUUCAUCCAUAUUUAUGUCAGUGUU